This is a messenger RNA of Bombus terrestris (buff-tailed bumblebee), 516 nucleotides long. RefSeq names its product 60S ribosomal protein L37 (gene RpL37a). Gene Ontology annotation, molecular function: RNA binding; structural constituent of ribosome. Gene Ontology annotation, biological process: translation. The coding region runs from base 169 to 444 and encodes 91 amino acids. The record is from RefSeq and is a predicted model, not a curated record. Gene Ontology annotation, cellular component: ribosome; cytosolic large ribosomal subunit. Lineage: Eukaryota; Metazoa; Arthropoda; Insecta; Hymenoptera; Apidae. The transcript has 4 exons.
UGUCGUAUCAGUAUAUUAUUAAUGUGAAUAAACGAUGAUUGAGGUUAUGUGACAAAUGUUUGUGACUCGUCAUCAGAUUUCAAACUAAUCUCUCGACUGAAAUCUUGGUUAUUGCACCUAUUGCAAAUACUUUAUUACUUUAAAUAAAUUUAUUUUAGAGGUAUAAUUAUGACGAAAGGUACAUCGAGCUUUGGUAAGCGGCGAAAUAAGACACAUACAUUGUGCAGGCGUUGUGGUCGUAGUUCGUACCAUAUCCAAAAAUCACAAUGUGCUCAAUGUGGAUAUCCUCAGAGAAAAAUGCGAUCAUAUAAUUGGUCCAUAAAAGCUAAAAGGAGAAAGACUACAGGGACCGGCCGUAUGCGUUACUUAAAAAUUGUCCGUCGUAAAUUCAAGAAUGGAUUUAGGGAAGGUUUGCCAAAACCUAAAUCAGUUCAGACUAAAUAAUUUUAAUUUCUUUCAUUGUAUUAUAUAUCUAUAAAAUUUUGACUUAUAAUAAAUAACGUAAAAAGUCUAAAA